Molecule: messenger RNA, 1956 nt
Organism: Postia placenta MAD-698-R-SB12
Lineage: Eukaryota; Fungi; Basidiomycota; Agaricomycetes; Polyporales; Adustoporiaceae
Exons: 15
Coding region: 1-1956 (651 amino acids)
Biological process (GO): lipid storage; triglyceride biosynthetic process
Cellular component (GO): cytoplasm; perinuclear endoplasmic reticulum
Molecular function (GO): phospholipid:diacylglycerol acyltransferase activity
Source: RefSeq, a predicted model, not a curated record
AUGACUCUCAGGAAGCGAACAAACCCUUCGCAUGAAUCAAUACGUGAAGAAAAUCACAAACACGAGGAGGAGAAUGAAGAACUAAAGGAGGAGGUCGCACACAAGCAAAAAGCCCUUGAACAGAAACAGGCGAGCAAUCCAGCCGACUUCCCCGAUUUCCAAACGCAUCUCACGGUGCUCCUCGACCAGUACGAAUUUAGCAUCCCGCAGGCCCUCCAAUUCGAGCUCCCCCUGCUCGAUCUCACUCGUCUGGAGACCGAAUGGCGCAAGUUCCGCAGCAACAUUCCCGAGCCAUGGAAGCUGAAUAAUAAUGGCCUCGAGUUCACUGUCGGCGAGCAAAUAGCUGAGCGAGGGCUCACUGCGAAACACCCUGUUGUGUUGAUUCCCGGAAUCAUCUCCACGGGGCUGGAGUCCUGGUCCACUUCUCCAGAAUACCGCCCUUUCUUCAGGCAGAAGGUCUGGGGCGGGUUCUCCAUGUUAUCCCAAGUCAUGUUCAACAAGGAGAAGUGGAUGGCUACUCUCAUGCUCGAUUCUGUCACUGGCCUUGACCCUCCAGGCGCGAAGGUAAGAGCCGCAGAAGGCAUUGAUGCUGCCAGCAGUUUCAUCCAAGGCUACUGGCUGUGGUCCAAGAUAGUGGAGAAUUUAGCUGUCGUCAAUUACGACACGAACAACCUCCACCUUGCACCAUACGACUGGCGCCUAUCCUACUACAAUCUAGAGGUACGCGACGGCUACUUCUCUAAGCUCAAGGCAACGAUCGAGGGAUUCGUCGCAAGAGAGAAUAAGCGCGUUGUCUUAGUCGCGCACUCCAUGGGUAUACUUGUAAGCGUCAUCCGUUAUCGGGCUUACUGUAGGUGCUUCAAAUGGGUGGAAUCACCUGAACACGGAAAGGGUGGACCUGAUUGGGUUGAGAAAAACGUGGAAGCUCUCGUCGCCAUUGCUGGCACCCAUCUGGUUAAAGCCAUGUCUGCCCUUCUAUCAGGUGAAAUGAAGGACACUGUCCAAAUGAAUCCCGCAGGCGCAUAUGUUCUGGAGCGGUUUUUCUCCCGCAGGGAACGUCAGAACCUGUUCCGCAGUUGGGCCGGUAGUGCAAGUAUGUGGAUGAAGGGCGGAGAAGCGGUGUGGGGCAACGCAACAUUUGCUCCUGAUGACAUCUUCGGGUAUGCGCAAAGUCAUGGCGAGUUAGUUGUAUUUCGACCCUCCGUGGUGGAAACGGAAGGCAAAUACUCGCUGUUGAAGAACAUGACCGCGUCCGAGGCUGGCACGUGGAUUCUGGAGCGUACCCCCACUCAUUUUCAGAAAAUGAUAGCGUCAAACUAUUCCUUCGGCAUUGAAAGAGACGAGCAAGCCUUGGAACGCAACAAUUUGGAUCAUACGAAGUGGACGAAUCCUCUAGAGAUACAACUACCACACGCCCCGACUACCAAGUUUUACUGCGUGUAUGGGCAUGGGAAGGACACUGAGGUGAGUCACAUGUACACUCGAGAAGAGUAUGAAUAUGACGACAUCCAGCCUGACACCGUCGACGCUUCCUGCCUCAACGCUUCCGAAUGCAUCACACCGCGAUCCCCUCUUGACUUACCUUUACUGCGUCGAAGCCAUAUUGAUGCGGAAUACACAGACGAGACAGUAUUCCCGAAAGUGAUCAACGGCGUGAGAAUGGGCGAGGGCGACGGGACUGUGAACCUCCUCAGUCUGGGUGCUAUGUGUGUGGAAGGCUGGAAACGCAAACGGUGGAACCCCUCAGGAAUCAAAGUGGUGACUGUGGAACUGCCGCACAAUCCUGUGUCGACAAUCCCGCGAGGAGGCGGAACCACAAGCGACCACGUGGACAUCCUUGGUUCGACCGCACUGAACGAGAUUAUCUUGAAGGUCGCAACGGGGGCUGGAGACGAGGUACAGGAUUCGUUUGUCUCGCGAAUCCGUGAAUACGCCCAGAGGAUCAAAUGGGACUAG